GUAGAAAGAAAGGCAGUCGUUGCUAUACAGAAACUCAGAAUAAAUGAUCACAAAAGAAAAAAGGAAGCUACAACAGAGCAAAACACAAGCUAGUGUGUUAGUUGAGGUGCUAAUACAGAUUUACGGACUAGGAUAAAAGACACAAAAAUGGCAUCAAAAACAGGACAAGACCUAGGACUACCAUACACCAUCUUCUUCAAUGGUUUCUUGCAUGUGUAGUGUUUAAGGAGCUGAAAUACAACUGUGUUGGCCAGACAUGAAUGGAGAAGGAAUUUCACAUACAGAAUGCUUUACGUCUUAACUUGAGGGAUGUGAAGAGCAGUUAGUAUGGGAGUGGAACCCCUUAACGUCUAGUUGCAUUCUGGAAGAGGAAGGUGGCCGGAUCAUGGAGGGACACUUACUGUCUCAAUUCUCAAAGGAAGAGGAAGAUGAAACACCACUAUAUAAAGAUUACAAGCCACCUGCUUUAGAUGCUAUUCAAUUGCCCAAGUAUGUCCUGUACUUGAUGAUGGCUGCACUGGUGGUUAUAAUGGUGGCAUAUGCAAUUGUGGGACAUCUUAUGAAAGACCUUCUGCAUGACUUAGCAGAUUGGGCAUUUGGGCCAAAAUUAGACGACGAGAAAGUUCAUGAAAAGGGGUAUAAAGAUGAGAGUGAGCGUCGGACGGGCGAGUUUAACUUGAGUAUGGAUGGAUUUGGUGAUACACAAAGUCUGUCACCCUUCGAGAUAGAGCAUUUACCGCAGCGUCCUACACAUCGUCCCUCUAUCAUCACUUUUAAAGAGGACAGCCGAGGCAGACUGUUCUGAAAAUCUCAUAGAAUCUCUACUGCCGGAUCUCUGUAUGCAAGCAACACUCUAAAAAUGUUUGGUAUUAUUGGACAUAGUGACAUUUACAUACCUAUUUUAAGGAUACAUCAUUAUUUAACCUCUCUAGGGUCAAAGUAUCAACACAAACAGUUGUGCGUAUAAAUGCUAAAAAUCUAUAUCAAUGCUUAUCAGUCUAUACAUAUCUCUACAUAACAAUGCAAGUAUUCAAAUUCAUUAAGGGGUUAAGGUAUGCGUUUUCCUGCUAACUUUUAUACUAUACCGAAAAUGUGUACAGGUUGGGUGGGUCUAGGUGGAAAGGUUUGGCAGUGAUGCAACUGGUGAUAUUGAAAAUGCACAGCCAUAUCAGCUUUGCGUCAAUGUAAGCUAAAUUGAUUGACAGUCUUUAGGCCAGUCCCACUCCACAGAAAACUAUGCAGAGUUUUACUGCAAUACUGCUGAAGUGCUCUCUGCAUGUCCCAGUGCCCACAGCACAAUGCGAGCAUGUCUAAUAAUACGCUCGCUCUGUGAUGGCUGGGGACAGCAUCCUGGUGUCCUCAGAUGUGGAACACCAGGGAACCAAGCAUACCUGACUGAUUAAUCGCUGAAUUUCCUGCCUGCAGUAUUUAAAUUCUACUUACUAUCAAGCAGCCUAUCAAUAUGUAUAAAUAGUAUUUGCAGGAAAUGAUGCUGCAUUAGGCAAUCCUAGUUGUAGUAUAAGCUGAAGGGACACUGUAGCUCAGGGGUGCCCAAAAGGUAGAUCCCCAGAUGUUGUAGAACUACAACUUCCAUGAUGCUUUUCACACAGUGUAGGUAAUAUAUCAUUUCAACUCAGUGAAUUGGUUAUAGUGCCUAGAGUUCCCUGGUGCUGUCCCUCUGUUUGGUGUUAAACCAUUUUCAGCCAGUGUGACACUGAAUGGGUGUACAAGGCCACCAAAAGUCUUGGGCAGGAGUGCCCAAAAGGUAGAUCCCCAGCUGUUUUAAAACUACAGCUUCCAUGAUGCUUUGUUAUUCGAAAGGCUUCGAAAGGCAUGCAAAGCAUUAUGGAAGUUGCAGUUCUACAACAUCCGGGGAUCUACCUUACGGCGCUCCGGGCUCCCUCGGAGCUGGGGUCUCUCCUCCUCCUACUGACGUCAUCGGCUGAAUGUGCAUGCACGGCGUGCAUUCAGUCAGUCCAUAGGAAAGCAUUUCUCAAUGCUUUCCUAUGGACGCUGGGGUCUUCUCACUGUGAAAAUCACAGUAAGAAGUGCGGAAGCACCUCUAGCGGCUGUCAAUGAGACAGCCACUAGAGGCUGGAUUAACCCACUUAUAAACAUAGCAGUUUACAGCAGGCAGGGAUAACCCUAGAUGGACCUGGCACCCAGACCACUUCAUUGAGCUGAAGUGGUCUGGGUGCCUAUAGUGGUCCUUUAAACUCCUUCACUGUGUUAACCUCUACCACUUCAGAUGGAAGGCUAUUCCAUGCAUCCACUACCCUCUUCCUUAUCCGUAUCAGUGUAUCCCAACAAUGGGUGGUUGUAAUAAAAGUGGUUAGAUGACACUAUCAGCCAAUCACCACUGCCCAUUGCUGUUCCUACUAUUGCUUCCUCAUUAGCCUGAGUAGUACUGAGGGAACAGGCUGCUGGGGACAAUUUUGCAUUAGAACAUUAAACGCGGUUUAACCAAACAAAUAACCAAUUCAAUGAUAUGAAACAGGUAUCCCUUUAAAGGUACACUCAAGGCACCAUAACAACUUAAUUGGAAUUAAGUUGAUAUGGUGCCACCAGGUCCCUGGCACUGGCUUACCUUUAGAGGUUAGACCAUUCACAAGUGGUUUACCCCCAAAGUUCAGUAAAUAGCGCCUGAUAGCUUUGCUCCCCCCGUCCUUUCGCUGCUUAAAAUCUUGAAAGAGGAAGCCUCGGCCAUGGGCGCCUCUGAUUGUUCUAAGCCAAUGAGUAGAUCCCCAUUCACAAAAUGGCUUGAAAAAGUAUGUAUUUCUCUCAAGCCACUCAUUGGCUUAGAACAUCAGCUGGCACCUCUAGUCGGGCUUCUGAGCAAUGGGGCAUCGGCUGCUGGAUGCUGGACUUUGGGCUUAAACUAUUUGUGAACAUUUUAACCACUAAAGCUAAGCGUUGCCAGGAACCUCCUGGCAUAACGUGAAUUUAAUUCCAAUUAAGUUGUUAUGGUGCCUGUAAUGUUCCUUUAAGUAAAAAAACAAAAAUGGGCAGAAAUGAGAAUAAUUACCUGUUCAGAGUAAGCUGAUAAUGCAUUUAAAGUUUGCAAUGGAUUACUCUUUCAGUUAGUUGCUUUGGCAAUUAAACGUUCACCAGCCAAAGUCCAGAGAGAAAGAAUGAAAGCAAAUGCUUAACCCUUGCAGACUCACAGAUCUUCCAGUACUAAUGUCAAAUGUGAUAUGUUCUGCAGUUUAAACAAAACACACCCGCACAACGAACACAAUGCACUGUAUAAUGAUGCUGAGUAUACUUAGAUUAUCAUACUGCCUUGCGUUAUGUCGGUAUAUUUCUACAAUAUAAUGCUGAGUGCUUAUAGCACUACCUUUUUAAUCUGGUCUAACAAGCAUAUGGAGUCGUAUUAUAACUGCUAUCUGCUGGAUAUGAUCAUACCGCCUGUAAAGAAAACACAAUUAA
Pelobates fuscus (common spadefoot toad) is the source of this 3429-nucleotide messenger RNA. It is a transcript of the gene SMIM44, whose product is annotated as small integral membrane protein 44. The coding region runs from base 386 to 805 and encodes 139 amino acids. The transcript has 2 exons. Lineage: Eukaryota; Metazoa; Chordata; Amphibia; Anura; Pelobatidae. The record is from RefSeq and is a predicted model, not a curated record.